Messenger RNA from Protopterus annectens (West African lungfish), 1640 nucleotides. It is a transcript of the gene BARX1, whose product is annotated as BARX homeobox 1. Bases 338 to 1084 code for a protein of 248 amino acids. Gene Ontology annotation, biological process: regulation of transcription by RNA polymerase II. The record is from RefSeq and is a predicted model, not a curated record. Gene Ontology annotation, cellular component: nucleus. Gene Ontology annotation, molecular function: DNA-binding transcription factor activity, RNA polymerase II-specific; RNA polymerase II transcription regulatory region sequence-specific DNA binding. NCBI's taxonomy places the organism in Eukaryota, Metazoa, Chordata, Ceratodontiformes, Protopteridae. The transcript has 4 exons.
GUGGAAUAACCUCUCGCUUUCCCUUCGUACAGGGUUAGAAGACUGUUUGGUAAAUCGCCGAAAAGGAAAUAACCGCUUUCCUAAUACUUGGAACCGUCCAGGUCUUGGUAAACUGGCUAUUACAAAAACAAAGAAAAUGUUUGUUUUAUCGAACUUCACGAUCUAAUUUUGGAUGAAAUGUGAAAGAAGUAUGGCACAGGCAGCUAGAAACGCAUACAAGUAUUUGAAGCAGGCAUUGCUGGUUUAGAUCAGGGGCCCUUUCGUGUGUCGUUGCCUUCUGCUGAACCUCCAACCAAUUUUACGUCUGGGAAGUCUGAUUUCCGCACAGCACUGCACAAUGCACCAUCCUUUAGAACUGGGAGCUCAUUAUUUUCCUGCAGAUGCUCUGUCUGAUCAUAGAUCUCACAGAUACCGGAGUUUUAUGAUUGAGGAGAUUCUAACCGAUCCCCCAGACCCCAAAGUAUCCGCGCCAACUGGAGAAUUCCUGAAGUUUGGGGUGCAGGCCCUGCUUUCGGGGCGUCCUUACCACAGCCACCUGGUACUGAAACCAGAUCCGGCCGCAGGACUCUUCAAGUUUCCUAUCGGCCCGACCAUUUCCUGCUCACCCCUUGGUUCCGCUCUGCUGGCUGGAAGUUCGAACUUACAGAAUGGCUCCAGCGCGCACCACUUACCCUUGGAUAUGCACCUUCGAGCUAAAUUGGAAGCAGCAGGAUCCGAACCUAUAGGCUGCAAAGCAAAAAAAGGUCGCAGAAGUCGAACAGUGUUCACUGAACUGCAGUUGAUGGGUCUUGAAAAACGAUUUGAGAAACAGAAAUAUCUUUCAACGCCAGACAGGAUAGACUUGGCAGAAUCUUUGGGUCUUAGUCAAUUACAGGUGAAAACAUGGUACCAAAACAGAAGAAUGAAAUGGAAGAAGAUUGUGUUACAGGGUGGAGGUCUUGAAUCACCCACCAAACCUAAAGGCCGGCCGAAAAAAAAUUCUAUUCCAUCAAGUGAACAAUUGUCAGAGCAGGAACGACUCAAGGAUGCCGAAAAACAAUCAGACAGUAGUUCUCCACCUUUGGAAGUCAACCAAGAGGAAUGAUUUCGUUUGAUGCUUACCAGCAAAAGGACAAUAAUGGAAUCUUUUUGUGACAAAACUGUUCAGGCUGUUGACCAGCAGCAGACAUGAAUCAAGUGCAGCAUAUCCAUCGGCAAGCAGGACUAAUGUGUUAUUGACUGAUAUCUGCUGCCGACCUUUCUAAGUUUUUUGUUUCCACUAUGUGGAUUCCAGUGUAAGUAUACUUAGUUGAAGAAAAUGUUCCUUUCUCACCCAGCAAUUUCAUUCCAGUGAAGGAGACGAAGGAGUAAAAUGGUCAGUGAAUUAACAUUAUGAUUUAUAUUGACAUCUGUAUUUAUAUUUUAUUUGAACGAUUAGUUCCCUGUGCAUGUGUAGACUCAGUCAAAAACGUUUUUGUGUAAAGAUUUUAUUAAAAUAUGAUUACGUACCAUGUCUAAAAAAAUGAAAGAACAUUAAUUGCAAGCCUCGUAGCAAUUAAAAAAUAACCUGUGGUGUCCCAGAUAUUAAAUAUUUAAAUGGCAUUACACAUGCAGUAAAUAUCAACCAUGGUUUAAUAAACACAUUUUGAUAAAAGACUUAA